This is a messenger RNA of Knipowitschia caucasica, 408 nucleotides long. The record is from the annotation of a GenBank genome assembly. NCBI's taxonomy places the organism in Eukaryota, Metazoa, Chordata, Actinopteri, Gobiiformes, Gobiidae.
AUGAUGAGGAAGCCAGGCCAGGCCGUCACAUCACCGGCAUGGCCUGACUUGGCUUCCUCCAUCCCCACCACCGCCACCGCCACUAUCUCCACCAAGCCCAACACACCCAGGGUCCUCUCCUCUCCUGACUCAGAAGGGGCGACCCUUGUUGGCCGCGCCCCGGCCCCGUCACGAACGGCUCUGCCCACCGACCCACGCGGGCCGGCUAUCCUGGACCACUCGAAGAUCCGCUGCGCUACGGUGUACCGCCCCAGUCAAACUCCCCACCUGCCACUGUCCCCGGAGCGGGUCACGCCCGGCGGGGCCGGGCGCUUAACACCAGAAGCGAGAGCCCGCUCGGAGCUCGCCUCCCCGCCUCACCGGCGCCAGACUAGAGUCAAGCUCAACAGGGUCUUCUUUCCCCGCUGA